Acanthisitta chloris (rifleman) is the source of this 1155-nucleotide messenger RNA. It is a transcript of the gene TCEA3, whose product is annotated as transcription elongation factor A (SII), 3. Gene Ontology annotation, biological process: DNA-templated transcription; transcription elongation by RNA polymerase II. Lineage: Eukaryota; Metazoa; Chordata; Aves; Passeriformes; Acanthisittidae. The annotation marks the transcript as partial. The record is from RefSeq and is a predicted model, not a curated record. The transcript has 12 exons. Gene Ontology annotation, cellular component: nucleus. Gene Ontology annotation, molecular function: nucleic acid binding; zinc ion binding.
AUGGGGCCCGCUGAGGAGCUGGUCCGGAUUGCCAAGAAAUUGGAUAAGAUGGUGGCCAGGAAGAGCACGGAAGGGGCUCUGGAUCUGCUCAAGUCCCUCACUGGCUACACCAUGACCAUCCAGCUGCUGCAGACCACACGGAUUGGGGUGGCUGUGAACUCGGUGCGGAAACACUGCUCGGAUGAAGAGGUGGUGACCUCGGCCAAAAUCCUCAUCAAGAACUGGAAGCGGCUGCUGGAGUCCACCACCCCAAAGAAGGAGAAAGACACAGAUGGAAAGAAGGAGAAGGACACAGAUGGGGACAAGAAGAAGGAGAAGGGGCUGGAUGUUUCUAGCUGCCCCAGUGAAGGGGUGAAGCACUCCAAGAACUCAUUGGAGAAGCACAGGGAGAAGCACAAGGAGAGAGAGUCCAGUGACAGCCGGAGCCCAACUGCAUCCUCCAAGAAGUCACCUCUGGAUGGCAAGAAAGAGAGGAGAGACUCUGCUGACUCAAAGUCCUCCACCACCUCGACCAUGUCCUCCUCUUCCUCCCCACAGAAGAGACUGUCAGGGGAGAGGAGAGCCUCUGUGGGCACCGGUCCCUCUCCAGCUCCCACUGGCUCCCGGAUAAACUCUAGUGACAGCAAGGAGGAAAGCCCCUGCUUCCUGGCCCCCUGCUAUCUCACAGGGGACUCGGUGCGGGACAAGUGCAUCGAGAUGCUGACGGCUGCACUCCGCAUGGAUGAUGACUACAAGGAGUUCGGUGUCAACUGUGAGAAAAUGGCAUCGGAGAUCGAAGACCAUAUCUUCCAGGAGCUGAAGAGCACAGACAUGAAGUAUCGUAACCGUGUGCGGAGCAGAAUCAGCAACCUGAAGGACCCCAAGAACCCAGGCCUGAGGAGGAACGUGCUGUGUGGGGCCAUCGAGCCCAGCCUCAUCGCCCGCAUGACCGCCGAGGAGAUGGCCAGUGAUGAGCUGAAGCAGCUGCGGAAUGCCAUGACCCAGGAGGCCAUCCGGGAGCACCAGAUGGCCAAGACAGGCGGCACCGUCACCGACCUCUUCCAGUGCGGCAAGUGCAAGAAGAAGAACUGCACAUACAACCAGGUGCAGACACGUAGUGCCGAUGAGCCCAUGACGACAUUCGUGCUGUGCAACGAGUGUGGGAACCGCUGGAAG